This is a messenger RNA of Venustampulla echinocandica, 2226 nucleotides long. Its product is annotated as Metallo-dependent phosphatase. NCBI's taxonomy places the organism in Eukaryota, Fungi, Ascomycota, Leotiomycetes, Helotiales, Pleuroascaceae. The transcript is spliced from 5 exons. The record is from RefSeq and is a predicted model, not a curated record. Bases 1 to 2226 code for a protein of 741 amino acids.
AUGGCUGCUCCUUACCUCAAUCGUCGCAUCUCAAAGUCGAACCCCCGUUGCCUCAGCUGGCUCUCAAUCGCCAUGACACGAGAAGCUCAACGCCCCCAUUACAACAACCCAGGCUACCUUCCCAACGGAGCUGUCGGUGGCCAUGCCGGCUUACCACCUGGAGCUGCUCCUCUACUUCCAAACAACGGCCGAGUCAUUCAAACAGGGGGAGUUAGAGUGCUUUGUGUGGCAGAUGUGCGAGGAAACCUGAGAUCUCUCAAUGAGCUGGCGAAACAAGCACGCGCAGAUCACAUAAUUCAUACUGGAGAUUUCGGCUUCUACGAUGAAACGUCCCUAGACCGUAUUGCAGAAAAAACUCUCAAGCACGUUGCCCAGUAUUCGCCACUCAUCUCAGAAUCUGUGAAGAAGUCUAUUGGCGCCCCAGGAGGUCCGGUCAAGCAACGAUUCCAACCCAGCGAACUCCCCCUCUCCGAGCUUCCACAGUUCCUGAACGGCAGCCUAAAGUUGGAUGUUCCAGUCUACACAGUUUGGGGAGCAUGCGAGGAUGUAAGGGUGUUGGAGAAGUUCCGAUCAGGAGAGUACAAGGUCGACAAGCUACAUAUUAUCGAUGAGGCACGCUCGAUGCUGUUGGAAGUUGGUGGCGUUAAGCUGCGUCUACUCGGUUUGGGUGGCGCGGUGGUAAUGCACAAACUUUUCGAUAAUGGCGAGGGCCGAACGACAAUUGCGGGAGGCCAAGGCACUAUGUGGACAACGUUGUUACAAAUGGGAGAAUUAGUGGAUACUGCAAACCGCGUUUACGACCCCACGGAAACCCGAAUCUUCAUCACGCAUGCGUCUCCGGCUCGCGAAGGAAUCCUGAAUCAGCUUUCAGUAACUCUAAAAGCCGAUUUCUCAAUUUCCGCUGGCCUGCAUUUCCGAUACGGCAGCUCGUACAACGAAUUCAGUGUGAACCCAACACUAGAUCAUUACCGCGGAAAGCUCGCUGCAUCUAAGGCUUCAUUCAACGAUGUGUGGGAGACUGUGAAGGGAGAAGUCCAACCAGCCAUCUCCCAAAACGAAGCUCAGCAGAACCUUCUUAACAAUGCUCUUGGCAUAGUGGAAAAGAUGCCUAGCACUGCUCUUGGCGGCAAUCCCUUUGGUGGGCCUGUUGGAGGAGCCAAUGCUGCUGGAGCUGGCCAGGUUGAUGAGAGUGCUUUCAAGAAUAUGUGGAAUUUUAAUUUGGCAGAUGCGGCAUUUGGCUGGCUGGUCUUGGAGGUUCAAGAUGGUAGAAUCGGCACUGAGAUGAGAGCCCAAGGGUUCAACUUCGCCCACCGAGGAGCCAAACAGCACCCACCCCACAUCAAUCAGGCAAACCAGCAGCAACCUGCCCAAGCUCCAUCAACUGGGACUGGGACUCCAGGCUCAAGCCACGCCCUUGUAGCUUCUGCCCCGACUGGUCCCGGCCAACGAUCUCCUGCUGGACAAACUGGUUCGCAAACCUUUAAUCAAGGCCAACAGCGUCCUCAACAAGCUCAACAGCAGCAGCCACGUGGCCCACCUUCGGCUGAGCGGGCUACUGGAUCACCUGCUCCUAAGCCAGCUACCCCACAGCCUCAGUCGAAUGUUGUUAAUCUUCCAGGACAAAAGGAGAACGAGAAGGCGGCAGCUGCGGCAAAUGGAACUUCGAAUGGCGCAGCUGAAGCCACAUCGCCUACGGCCAAGGCAGCUCCUGAGCCACCUAUCAUCGGUCUCUUUGUGAUGAACGUCACUUCCGAUGAUGCUGUGAAGGAGAUAUUCAAUGACGAAGACAAGGAAAAAAUCGUCAGAAUUGAUAAAUGGGGACAAUCCAACAAAGUGGUUGUUUUCAAGAACGCGGAAGAGAGAGAUGCGGUUCUGGCGAGACUACCAGACGAUGUCAAGUCUCGAUCUGGUGAGGACCGAAGCCGCCCAUUGGUAAAGGUUUUCCAACCCAGAGAGAACAAAUCGUUUGGCGCUAGCCGUGGCGGAGCUGGAAACUGGGGAAGCAGCAGAGGUGGAAAUAACACAAAUACCCCACAAGGCGGAUAUCGAAGCGGUGGCGGUGCUAGUGAUAGCGAAGGGGGACGUGGUGGACGGGGAGGUCGUGGAGGCUCGAGAGGAGGACGGGGUGGUGAGCGUGGCAGAGGCCGAGGAGGACGAGGCGGGUUCAACAAGAACGAAUCUUCGCCGGCACCAACUACCUCAGCCCCCGCUGCUGGCGACUCUUAA